Alnus glutinosa is the source of this 1248-nucleotide messenger RNA. RefSeq lists its product as uncharacterized. The record is from RefSeq and is a predicted model, not a curated record. Bases 273 to 1100 code for a protein of 275 amino acids. Lineage: Eukaryota; Viridiplantae; Streptophyta; Magnoliopsida; Fagales; Betulaceae. The transcript has a single exon.
UCUUCUCGCUAAAAACCAAGCUACCCAACUCUCUCUCUCUCUCCAUCACCAUCAGCAUCCAACCGAAACAGUGUAUGAUCUUAUUCCAUUCAUCCAUAUAAUCUCUAUAUUAAAUCACGCAUUCUCUCCUGCACCUUCUUAUUCAUCUCCUUCCAAUCAAAAUCCCAUCCCCACGAAGACGCAAACCUGUGACUCUAUAGCUUAUCGGAAGGUUUCUCACAUCUGUGCUUGAGUCUUUUUUGUACUUCUUUCUUUCUGAGGAUUAUGAGAUAAUGGGCAUCAUCAAAUACUUCAAUCUCCAAAUGAUACCAUGGUGUUUCCACUUAAUGGGAAGCCAUGCGUCUUGCAUGCAACUCAAGCCCGAGUCGGAACAACCCGUGCCGCCGAUAAAGCUCAUCAAAUCUGACGGCCUCGUCAAGGUCUAUCGCCGUCCAAUCCACGUCUCGCAGCUCAUGGUAGAGUUUCCAAAGCACCUGGUGUGCCGGGCCGAUUCGUUUUACAUAGGCCAGAAGAUUCCGGCUCUUUCCGAGGAUGAGCAGCUUCAGCUGGGCCAAAAGUACUUUCUUCUUCCCAAGCAUUUCUUCCAAUCUGUCCUGUCAUUCGUGACCAUAGCCUCAUUCGCCUCCUCUCCGCCCGUACAACCCCCUCUUUCAUCAUCUAAUUCAUUGAUCUCUAAAGACUCGAGGAAUGCGUUUCUAAAGAAAGCAUCCGCUUGUCAACCUUUUGAUAUUGAGAAAACCCCAUCUGGGUUUCUAAGGAUACGCGUCUCGGAUGAGUUCAUAUCGCAAUUAUUAGAAGAAGGGGAGAUCGGAGAGGGGGAAAAUAAUGAGAGUUCAAGUAAAUCUAAGAGUGUAGUAUGUACUACGCCUCAAUUGCAGAAGGAGUACGCGCAGCUUGUUGGAUCCCAUCAAUGGAAGCCGAAGCUUGAAACGAUAAGAGAGACAGAGAAGAGAAAACUCUCUUCAUUUGGGAUAAAGAGAAGGAAGAAAUCUCACUCACCCAAAGGACCUCAAAAGACGCUCAUAUCAGAACACCACCCUUAUGUAACUUGUAGCAAGCAUCCUUCAAAAGCCAAGAUCAAGACUAGAUCAAGAAAAUGAUAUUUGAAGAACGAGCUGGCCUUUUGUUUUCUUCUUUUUCUUUUUCUUUUUUGUUUGGGUCUUUUUUAAGGUUUUUACAUAGAAGCUGAAUAUUCUGUAAACUUGAUUACAAUUGGGUAGAUAUAAAUUAAAUGCUUUUGAUAUGCAA